AUGGCUCUAAGACCCCCUCAUCCUCCAGUUGCAUCAGGAUCAGUACAGAGAGCUCUCGCUCCAGUUCAGACAUUUUCAAGCCGAUGUUAUAAUUGUCAUUCGUACGGGCACUUCACCAAUGAUUGUCGAUACCCAGUAGCGGCACCACCUAUUCGGCCCCCUGUUCAUAGACCUACAUUAACUCAGGGAAACCAGCCUCAAGGAAGGAUGUAUGCCCUAACAGCUGAGGAGGCUGAAGCUAGUACAGAAGUAGUAGCAGGUCUACCUGCAUAUGUCUUAUUCGAUUCUGGAGCUUCACAAUCAUUUGUGUUUAAGAGGUCUGCUAGGAAGCUUGAUGUGCCAUCUAAGACAUUAGAAUGCAAGUUAGUGGUUAGCACACCUACAGGCAUGGUGGAACAUUUGAAAGAAAUGUGUGGGCCGUGUCCAGUUGAAAUUAACAGAAAGAAACUGGAUGCCCAGAUUAUCAAAUUCAAUACUCAAAAUUUUGACGUCAUUCUGGGCAUGGAUUGGCUGGCAACUCAUCGAGCAAAUAUGAUGUGCGUAGAAAAACAAGUUACGGUGUUGGAUGAUAAAGGAGAAGAGAUUAUGUAUCAAGCUAAAAGGUCAAAGUGA
Messenger RNA from Macadamia integrifolia, 612 nucleotides. RefSeq lists its product as uncharacterized. Gene Ontology annotation, molecular function: nucleic acid binding; zinc ion binding. The coding region runs from base 1 to 612 and encodes 203 amino acids. The transcript has 2 exons. NCBI's taxonomy places the organism in Eukaryota, Viridiplantae, Streptophyta, Magnoliopsida, Proteales, Proteaceae. The record is from RefSeq and is a predicted model, not a curated record.